UGAAGGAGAAGAAUCUCCACCCAAACACAAGGCCAUAAAUCACUCUCCCUCUUUCUCUGCCCUUAAAACCAUUCCUAACUUUCUUUAUUUUUUCUUCCCUUUCUUCAAUGGCAUCAAAGACUGUCUUCACAUCAUCAUCAUCAUCAUCAAGGUCCCAACAUUCCCACCCCAACCAGAUCACGCGCACCUGCUCCUGCUCACCCUCCACGCACCCUGGCUCCUUCCGCUGCACCAAGCACAAGAAGCCACCCCGAGCCAUGGCUCGAUCCUUGCCUCGGACCCCUAACCAUUGGGACCUUUCCAUGGCUGCAAAAGCCAACUCCUUGAAGGCUGUUCUGUUGCAAAUGCUCAGGCCCUCCAGCCACGACCUUCACAAGAGGAAGAGUUUCCAACCAAGGCCAACUAGGUUUUCCCUCAUGAACGCCGACACCGCUGCGGUUGCGGUUAGCUGAUCACAUUGCUCCCGUUUUGGUUUCCUCUGACGCAUAUGUAACAUUUUUAAUGAAGGUUUUGGUCGUCCUGUCGUCUGUGAUUCUGUAAUUUAUGUAACUGUAUAUACCACAUUCUUUAUUCUCUGUUCUCUUUGUAACGGAAGCAAUACUCUACUAGAUUUUGUGUUAUCAACUUGCACAUAAUAAUAUCAUUCUUUCUAUUUUCUUC
Molecule: messenger RNA, 660 nt
Organism: Vigna umbellata (rice bean)
Lineage: Eukaryota; Viridiplantae; Streptophyta; Magnoliopsida; Fabales; Fabaceae
Source: RefSeq, a predicted model, not a curated record